Messenger RNA from Pygoscelis adeliae (Adelie penguin), 1173 nucleotides. It is a transcript of the gene CCDC85C, whose product is annotated as coiled-coil domain containing 85C. Lineage: Eukaryota; Metazoa; Chordata; Aves; Sphenisciformes; Spheniscidae. Gene Ontology annotation, cellular component: apical junction complex. The coding region runs from base 37 to 1173 and encodes 378 amino acids. The record is from RefSeq and is a predicted model, not a curated record. The transcript is spliced from 7 exons.
UCUAAAGAAGACCUGAGCAAAAUUUCAGAAGAGGAGAUGCUGAGGUGGAGCAAGGAAGAGCUGGUGAAAAGACUGAGGAAAGUGGAGAAUGAAAAGAUGAACUUAAUGGUGGAACAUGGCAACUUAAUGAAGGACGUGAACCGGCGGCUGCAGCUCCACCUGCAUGAGAUCCGCGGGCUGAAGGAGGUGAACCAGAAGUUGCAAGACGACAACCAGGAGCUGAGGGAGCUCUGCUGCUUCUUGGACGACGACCGGCAGAAAGGCAAGAAGCUGUCUAGGGAAUGGCAGCGCUUCGGGAGGCACACGGCCAGCGUGAUGUGGAAGGAGGUGGGCAUGUACCAGCAGAAGCUGAAGGACCUGGAGGCGAGGCAGGAGACCCUCCUGCGGGAGAACGUGGAGCUGAAGGAGAUGGUGCUCAUGCUGGACGAGGAGCGGAGCGGGGCCGGCUCCCGCAGCUCCAUCGACAGCCAGGCCAGCCUGACCAACCUCAACGGCGGCUCGGCCACCAGGGACGUGGGGGGCGGGAGCAGANNNGUGGGGGACGGGAGCAGCACCUCCAGCACGGGCAGUGCGGGCAGCCCCGACCACCAUCACCACCACCUCCACCACCACAAGGCCGGCGACAGCAAGGCCGGGGCCAUGCGGAGGUCUAUGGAUGACCUGUCCGCGCCCCUUCACCACCGGAGCAUCCCCAACGGCCUCAACGAUUCGUCUUCCAACUAUAUCAGGCAACUUGAAACAAAAGUGAAACUGCUGGAGGAUGACAACAAGCUUCUUUCCCAGCAGUCCAGCACAGGGGACCUGAGGACUCUGAGGAAAGGGUUGUCCCCGUACCACUCUGAGUCACAGCUCUCUUCACUGCCACAGUAUCAAGACGCCCUGCAAAACGGACCAGCUCGCAUGACAUCUGAUCUUGCAUCUUCUCCUGCAGCAGGAUAUGUCCCUGUUGGUCAGAAACCAGAGGCUGUUGUGCAUGCUAUGAAGGUCCUUGAGGUCCAUGAAAAUUUGGACAGGCAAAUGCAAGACAACUAUGAAGAAGACCUGAGUGAAAAGGAGAAGGCGAUUGUUCGUGAAAUGUGCAAUGUUGUCUGGCGAAAGCUGGGUGAUGCUGCGAGCUCCAAACCCUCCAUCAGGCAACAUCUUUCGGGAAACCAGUUCAAGGGUCCCUUGUAG